Molecule: messenger RNA, 483 nt
Organism: Didymodactylos carnosus
Lineage: Eukaryota; Metazoa; Rotifera; Eurotatoria; Philodinida; Philodinidae
Source: the annotation of a GenBank genome assembly
AUGUCCAAUGCCCCAGGACGAUCGUCAACUACACGAACAACAGCAGCAGUACAAAAUAAUCCUGUUGAAGCAAUGAAACUAUUUAUGACAAAAUCGGUUGAUUUAAUCAAAAAAGAAUAUUGCAAAAUUAAUGAUACAAAAGAUGCAACAACUGAAGCAGCACCGGAAGCUCAAAUGACGUAAGAAUUAGUAGUGUAUGAUUAACCGUUGACUAACGUAUUAUCGAAAACAGAACACAAAAAACAUACCAAGAGAGAAAAUUACUACUAAUAACAUCGAGAGUAUUGCACAACUUCGAUCGUUGUACAGAAUAUAGACACAGAACAGGGGAUUUAGUUUUGCAAUUUACUGCAAAACCAAGUUCAUGUGCUAGAAUCUCUAGUCGUACAAAAUUGCUUUUGUGUAGUUUAGUUAGUUUUAGUUUGGAGUCCUAUAAUGAAAUACUUUUCUGCUCGUAUUCUGAAAGAGUAAAGCUUAUAUCCA